AUGAAAGAAUGGCGAAAAAAGAAAUGGGCGAAUCGUGUUGAGCAUACACUGCAAAUGCAAACUCGAAGACAAGAAAAACGGUCAGCAAAUAUCCAAGCUCGUAAAGAUAUUGUCAAAAAAAAGAAGAUACAAAAAGCUCGAAAGAGGGGAAGAAUAUUGUGA
Molecule: messenger RNA, 162 nt
Organism: Loa loa (African eye worm)
Lineage: Eukaryota; Metazoa; Nematoda; Chromadorea; Rhabditida; Onchocercidae
Exons: 1
Coding region: 1-162 (53 amino acids)
Source: RefSeq, a predicted model, not a curated record